Messenger RNA from Lathyrus sativus (Indian pea), 915 nucleotides. NCBI's taxonomy places the organism in Eukaryota, Viridiplantae, Streptophyta, Magnoliopsida, Fabales, Fabaceae. The record is from the annotation of a GenBank genome assembly.
AUGGGUGCUCCUAAGCAGAAAUGGACAUCAGAAGAGGAAGCGGCACUCAAAGCUGGAGUUGUCAAGCAUGGGGUGGGUAAAUGGCGUACAAUACUUAAGGAUCCUGAGUUUAACUGUGUCUUAUUUCUGCGCUCAAAUGUCGAUCUCAAGGAUAAAUGGAGAAAUUUAAGUGUGAUGGCAAAUGGAUGGACCUCCAGGGAGAAGUCUAAGGUGGCAAUCAAAAGGGUGCAUCAUUAUGGAACAAAACAAGAUGAAAACUCUAUGGCUAUCAUUCUUGCUAGUCCAAGUGACGAUGAAAUUGUUGAUGUUAAGCCCCUUCAAGUUUCAAGGGAUAUGCUCCAGAUUACUGGUCCAAAAAAGUCUAUUGAAAGAUUCAGAUUGGAUAACCUUAUCAUGGAAGCUAUAUCUAGCUUGAAUGAGCUUGGUGGUUCUAAUAAAACAACAAUUGCUUCUUUUAUAUUGGACCAUUAUUAUCCACCGGCAGACUUCAAAAAUCUAUUGUCAGCAAAACUGAAGUAUCUUGCUUCUAGUGGAAAACUGAUCAAGGUUAAACGUAGGUAUAGGAUUGCACCUACUCCAGCAUACUCUGACAGAGGAAGACACCCACACAUGUUAUCAUGGGAAGGGAAGCAGAAAGGCUCUAUGAAAUUUGACAUUGAUGAUACCAAUAUGCCUACACAGUCUGAGAUAGAUUAUGAGUUAGAAAAGCUAAGGUCCAUGUCUGCAGAAGAGGCAGCUGCAGUUGCUGCUCGAGCAGUUGCUGACGCGGAAGCUGCCAUAGCAGAAGCUGAAGAGGCGACAAGGGAGGCAGAGGCUGCAGAAGCAGAUGCAGAUGUAGCGCAGGCUUAUGCAGAUGCUGCAAUGAAAUCAGUGAAGGGGAAGAAAAAUACCCCAAAGACGAUGAUCCCUGCUUGA